Molecule: messenger RNA, 3564 nt
Organism: Diaporthe batatas
Lineage: Eukaryota; Fungi; Ascomycota; Sordariomycetes; Diaporthales; Diaporthaceae
Exons: 1
Coding region: 54-3380 (1108 amino acids)
Molecular function (GO): protein binding
Source: RefSeq, a predicted model, not a curated record
GUCAAAGUUAAGCGGCCAGGCUUCUCUAACACCGAAUCACCGCCCGCAAGAACAUGAGGCUGCUGUCCACAAACACUCUUGAGGUGGUGUUAAUCAACGAAGAUGGAGUGCCACCAUAUGCAAUUCUGUCCCAUACUUGGGAUAAAGACGAGGUCACGUUACAGGAAAUGCAGGGCAUCAGGGUCAAGUUGCUAUCCUUCUUGAGCCGAAACAACCUUCUGAAGGCACGCCAAGGGCUUCAAAAGGUCCUUGACGCAGCGAAACUGGCUGCAUCCGAUGGGUACGACUGGAUUUGGAUUGACACCUGCUGCAUUGACAAAACCAGCAGCACAGAGCUUUCGGAAGCCAUCAACUCCAUGUACAGAUGGUAUCAGAACUCAGAGAUCUGCUAUGUCUACUUGGCAGACGCAACACCGGAAUCACGAGGGAGUAUCAAAACACGAUACAGAAAGAAUAUCCAGCACAGUCGCUGGAUUACUCGAGGCUGGACUCUGCAAGAGCUCAUAGCUCCUCGGGAGGUAUCUUUCUACUUAAGGGACUGGUCAUUCAUGGGCAAAAAGGGUGACGAACACAUUAUGCGACAUUUGGUCAAAGCAACUGGUAUCGACAUCGGUGUUCUCUCCGGCGAUAUAGCCAUGCACGAAGUGAGCGUGGCCAACCGAAUGAGAUGGGCUUCGAGGAGAGAAACGAAGCGCCAGGAGGACAUGGCCUACUGUCUUAUGGGGCUGUUCGACGUGAAUAUGCCACUCUUGUACGGAGAAGGCGGCAUUCGUUCUUUCAUUCGGCUUCAGAACGAGAUCAUUCGAGUCACUGAUGACCAGACUAUAUUCGCCUGGUGUGCCAUGACUGGGGGAAUAGACCCUGGGCGACCAUCGGGUCUGCUAGCCGAUUCUCCCACGUACUUUGAACAUGUGCCGAGCAUGAAUCCUAUAUCUGGUCGGACCCAGCCAGAAAGUAGCAUCCCAUGGAGUACGACAAAUCGAGGACUCAUGGUCCAGCUUUAUCUUCGACCCUCGGCCCAGAAACACUCCAGCAGUGCGAAAGAGGACUCUGCAGAAGAGUUCUUGGCAAUUCUUGACUGCUCCGUCGAUAUAGACAUGUGGGACGGAUACGGCCGAGAGCACCUUCAAGACUGCAGCCCAGCGAUAUUGCUUCGGCGAGUCUGGGGGGACCAGUACGCAAGGGUGCGCGCAUAUGACGCCCUAACGUUUGUGGGUAUGGAUGACCGGGGAGGAGGCGAGGUAAAAACAAUAUUUGUGAAGCAAGAGCAAUCCCGCAUUCUCCCUAGCUUCAUUAUCCCAAAGGCACUACUCAAAGGUGCUUCAGAAAGCUUCACCAUGUCAGAAGUCUACCCUCGAGCUCUAUGGGACCCGAAGUCCGGAAUCCUUCGAUCCAGACUUUCUCAACAGCGGGGUAUUCAAGGAAUUUUCAGAUUCUCCUAUCCACCUGGCAAAGGGAUCUCUGGUUGGCUCUUUGACGUGGCUGUUGCCCUUCAACCAAACUUACUGGUUGAUGGUCAGUUCAAGGCUGUUGGUAUUAUCAGGCCCCUAGAGGGCAGGACAGUACGCGAGGCUUACGACCACAUAAACAGAACCUGGGUUCUGGCACCUCGAGGUGGAAAAGCUGACCUUGUAGACGAAUACCGGGAUAGAAUGAUUGCUCAUUUUCAUUUUCGGGAAAUGCAAAUGCUCGGCGGCGUCUCAUACGUUCUUGACCUGGUUCACAGGGUAGAACUCAAGAACACAGUCUCCCAAUCAUUUACCAACGACGCACCGUCGGCCUAUAUCUGCGCUGGAACUCAGCUGAAAUCUUUAUUCCAGCCAGUUUGCGUCUCAGAGACUUUGCAGCCGGGUCGAUUAAUCUCGUUGGCCAAAAAGGUCAGGGUACGCUCGCGUGAUAGGACUUUUCUGGAAGCCAACGCUUCAAAGCGCGCGUCCGAUACAUCGACGGAGAAGAGUUCGCCAGGAGCUGGAGGCUUUGAUCGAAUGCCAGAGAAAAGUGGAUGCUGCAAUCUCAUUCGUCAGGAGGUCCAAUGUGACAGGCCCGAUGAGGACACACUGAGCUCCAUGCUUGACCAAAUCGCGACCACAGUCACGGACGGGGAUGGCAUGAGUGCGGAGCAAGCAAAGGAUCCGGAUGGUAUACUCAAGCAGGUCCAUUUUGGAAUAUCGCAGGACCGACUUCUUCACUUUGCGGCUUUCCAGAGCGAUUCUCGGGCUGUCUCGGGGCUGAUUGACCAAUGCCUUCAAGGCGACCCCGUUCCCAUUACAGGAACGCAUAUCGCAUCGAUACUGCGCAACGCACUGGAUUUUCGCGAAUUCCUCUCAAAUCCAACAAGAGACAUCGAAUUCACCCCAAACGUGAUGUCAAGUCUCAGAGCACCACUAGGAUCAGUGAGAGGAACCGGAGACACGGCCAUCCACUUGGCCGCAACCUACAGCACUAGAGAAGAAUUCGACCGCGUCAUAAGGACCAUGUUCCAGAUCUCAGAAGGCCCAGAACCGUGGGAGGACUUCGACAUCAAGCACGAGUGGAGUUAUCUCUUCCGGCUGCAGAAUGGCAACGGGGAGACGGUGCUCCACAGGGCCGCCGCGAUGGCCAACCUUGAAGUUGUCUGUUAUAUCUGUGAGCAUGCCCCCGAUGUGGCGUGCCAGAUCGAUUCAACGAACCGGUCAACAUUAUGGCACGCGGCAUGUGGCGGCGACGACAGGAUUAUUUCUGUCGUAGCCACGGCCCUCAAGUCCUUGGCGUGGGCACCCCCGGUUGAUUAUCCGGACGACAAUGGGCUGACACCGCUUCACGUGGCAUGCCGAGAGGGAUAUGUGGGAUGUAUGAGGGCGCUUCUGGAUCUUGGGGCUAGCCUUCGCUGCGCAACGCCGUUCGCUGCGCUGACACCCGUCCAUUAUGCGUCACUCUUUGGGCACUCUGGAUGUCUUGAGGUAAUGUCUCACCAUGAUCAAGGCCGUGAAAUCAAACAUCUCCUCUGGGGCACACAAAAAGGGGAACUGAUCCAGCCAAUACACCUGGCUGCUGCCAACGGAUGGGCGGACUGUGUCAAGAUUCUCGCUCGACACGGGAGUUGGUUCCCUCUCGCAUCGUUCAUGUGUACUGUUCGGGAAUCCCCCUCCCAAUCUAUGUCCAUGUCGAUCAAUGGCGCAGACUUGGACGCAGCUGAGGACGGGGAAGUACAAGUGCAAAAAAUUCCAACAUCUACGCCACAAGAGGUCGCUGCUAAAAGAGGCUGGGAUGAAGUAGUUGAAUUUCUGAAGGCUGAGAACGCAAAGUGGGAUGUGCGCAGGUCUGAAUUUGGGCCAUGGUCUAAGGGUGGAAUAUCUCUCUCAACUCUGGAAAGUAGCGACAGCGAAUCACCGGUUGAUUGAUUGACUUCUGAAGCAGGUACGUAGCAACAUUAUGGGAAAUUGGGACUCGAUCCAAAAGUAUAUUAGGCAGGGAAAUGCGUCUGCGUGUUGGGAAUGAAGCAUUAGACAGAUUGGUUCUUGAUGUAAACGUCUGAAGCCAUCCACAGCGCCUUCAUACAGUGGUAAACGCACAGAGACCCAGCGU